Messenger RNA from Papilio machaon (common yellow swallowtail), 785 nucleotides. Its product is annotated as calcium and integrin-binding protein 1. The record is from RefSeq and is a predicted model, not a curated record. Gene Ontology annotation, molecular function: calcium ion binding. The transcript is spliced from 5 exons. Lineage: Eukaryota; Metazoa; Arthropoda; Insecta; Lepidoptera; Papilionidae. The coding region runs from base 64 to 621 and encodes 185 amino acids.
UGGAUAUCUUUUUGAAAUUAAUUCUUUAUACUAAUUUAAUUAAAAACAAAUUAUAAAAUAAGUAUGGGACAGGGAAAGAGUCAGUUUUCAGAGGAAGAACUUCAAGAUUACGAAGAUCUCACAUAUUUUACUAAAAAGGAAGUGUUGUAUGCUCAUCAGAAAUUUAAAGCUUUAGCCCCAGAAAAAGUUGGACAUAAUAAAAAUGCUAAACUACCAAUGGCAAAAAUUCUACAAUAUCCGGAAUUGAGAGUUAAUCCAUUUAGAGAUAGAAUAUGUAAAGUGUUUAGUUCUAGCAAUGAUGGUGACUGUACAUUUGAAGAUUUCCUUGACAUGAUGUCAGUGUUCAGUGAAACAGCUCCAAAAGCAGUAAAAGCUGAACAUGCUUUCAGGAUUUUUGACUUUGAUGGUGAUGACAUGAUCGGAGUGUCUGACCUGCGUGAAGUCAUCAAACGUCUCUGUGGACCGGAACACAAGCUGAGCGACUCUGAAAUCCAACAACUUGUCCAGAAUGUUCUAGAAGAAGCUGACCUAGAUGAUGAUGGGGCACUCUCUUUUGCAGAAUUUGAGCACAUUAUUGAUAAGAGCUCGGAUUUCUGUCACUCAUUCCGUAUAAGACUGUGAAAGAAUGCUCAUAUUUAAGGAAUACCAAGAAACAAUUAAUACAUAAAAUUAAUCUCAUUAGAUAUUUUAACUUAUAUUAUUUAUGAAUGUGUAGCUAAAGGAAUAUAGACUCUUUGGUAUGUGUUAGUGUUGUUAAAUUAGCAUAUUACUAAGUUGUAAGGCAA